Odobenus rosmarus divergens (Pacific walrus) is the source of this 1802-nucleotide messenger RNA. It is a transcript of the gene SPG21, whose product is annotated as spastic paraplegia 21 (autosomal recessive, Mast syndrome). The record is from RefSeq and is a predicted model, not a curated record. Bases 275 to 1201 code for a protein of 308 amino acids. The transcript is spliced from 9 exons. Gene Ontology annotation, molecular function: CD4 receptor binding. Gene Ontology annotation, cellular component: cytosol; trans-Golgi network transport vesicle. NCBI's taxonomy places the organism in Eukaryota, Metazoa, Chordata, Mammalia, Carnivora, Odobenidae.
GAGGCUCGCGCCCACUGCGCGGACCGUUCGGGAAGGGGGAGCGCGGCGGCCCAGGCUCGCCCGGCCGCGCGCCCCGCCCCUCGGAGGCCCGCCCUCUAGCUCGCCCCCACAGCCCGCUGCGCCUGCGGGUACUGAGAGCUCCGGCUGCCGGCGGUGACCCGGGCCCAGCCGCCUCCACGGCCCGCGCCCCUACUGGAGGGAAGAGCCGCCUUGGGGAGGAGGGAAAGGGACGUGGGGGAGGCCACGGCAGGGUUAACCUCCAUUUCAGCUAAUCAUGGGAGAGAUUAAAGUCUCUCCUGAUUAUAACUGGUUUAGAAGUACAGUUCCCCUUAAAAAGAUUAUCGUGGAUGAUGAUGAUAGUAAAAUAUGGUCGCUGUAUGAUGCAGGCCCCAGAAAUAUCAGGUGUCCUCUGAUAUUUCUUCCCCCUGUCAGUGGAACUGCAGAUGUAUUUUUCCGGCAGAUUUUGGCUUUGACUGGAUGGGGUUACCGGGUUAUAGCUUUGCAGUAUCCAGUUUAUUGGGACCAUCUCGAAUUCUGUGACGGAUUCAGGAAACUUUUAGACCAUUUACAACUGGAUAAAGUUCAUCUUUUUGGGGCUUCUUUGGGAGGCUUUUUGGCUCAGAAAUUUGCUGAGUAUACACACAAAUCUCCCAGAGUCCAUUCCCUCAUCCUCUGCAAUUCCUUCAGUGACACCUCUAUCUUCAACCAAACUUGGACUGCAAACAGCUUUUGGCUGAUGCCAUCAUUUAUGCUCAAAAAAAUUGUUCUCGGAAACUUUUCAUCUGGCCCAGUGGACCCUAUGAUGGCUGAUGCUAUUGAUUUUAUGGUGGACAGGCUGGAAAGUUUGGGUCAGAGUGAACUGGCUUCAAGACUUACCCUGAAUUGUCAAAAUUCUUACGUGGAACCUCAUAAGAUUCGGGACAUCCCUGUGACCAUUAUGGAUGUAUUUGACCAGAGUGCACUUUCAACUGAAGCUAAAGAAGAAAUGUACAAACUGUAUCCUAAUGCCCGGAGGGCUCACCUUAAAACAGGAGGCAAUUUCCCAUACCUAUGCAGAAGUGCAGAGGUGAAUCUUUAUGUACAGAUCCAUUUGCUACAAUUCCAUGGAACCAAAUACGCGGCCAUUGACCCGUCGAUGGUCAGCGCUGAGGAACUGGAGGUGCAGAAAGGCAGCCUCAGCAUCAGUCAGGAGGAGCAGUAGCUGAGGCAUUGCCUGUUGAUGACGAGCGGGCAAGAGAGUUCUUAUCCAGUCAGCAGAGUGAGUGCCCGCCCGAUGCCCCCUCUGCUCCGUUGUCGGCUUCAUCGGUUAUCACUGUGUUUGGAAGUAGGACUGAUUGUCAUCUCUGUGACAGGUGGCAGCUCUUCUGAACCAGUGUAACUAUUCCCCCUUCGGUUUUUUUUUUUAGCUUUCGAAUUUGAGGAAGUACUUUUGAAGAUUCCCAUUUUAAGAAUUGUGAAAAUUUUGCUACCAAAAGUCUUCUCACCACUGUGUUCUUAAGUGAAUGUUGAUUUCUGAGGUUUGGGAUUUUGUGGGGUUUUUUUUUUUUUUCCUUUUCUUUCCUCCUUUCUUUCUUGUUACGUUAUUUGCUGUAAAUGCUGCACAUCCAGAUUGUGUAUCAGAAGGACAUUGGUUAUGUUUAUGCUUUCUUGGUGCCAAGUGCCAAGGCUGUCUGUCACCCCACUGUUUGCUCUCCAUCCAAAAUCAACUACUCCUAAUUUCCGGGUAAGCAGAUCAUUUUCUGUUUUAUCUGCUGUCUUUCUAGCCAUUACAGUCAUUUGGAAUAAAAACUCAAUUUCAGUGA